UUAUUUGAACGUUAGUAGACUGGACACGGUGCAGCCGCGUCCUCCGUUAACGUUAAUACACGUUUGUUCAACCCUCUCUCCCCUGAAGCGCAACAGAAAAGAGAAAAAAUAAAGACCUGAACUUACCAAGCAAUCUCCAUCGGCUCCAUGGCUUCAGGACUGACGUCUGUGUAGAGCGGCUGUCUGAUGUGUCUCCAAAUCACCAAAACAAUCCGGAUGUUGAACAACGCUAAGGCUACAGCCAGCAGCACGACUAAGAGAAGGAGAUCUAGCUACACAAUGAGUCAAGGUAAGGACAAUGCACGACUCAAGAGCUACAAGAACAAGUCCCUCAACACAGAUGAAAUGAGAAGAAGGAGGGAAGAGGAAGGCCUACAGCUUCGCAAACAGAAAAAGGAUGAACAGCUCUUUAAGAGGAGGAAUGUUGCCACAGUCGAGGAUGAUGGCCUCCCGGAGGACGAUGGGAUGGCCGAUAGUGGCUACCUGGAGUCCCAGGCUAACAACAUGGACCCACUUACGGGUGGUGUGAUCUCUGAAGAUAUGACUCAAAUGAUCUUCUCCAGCACUCCUGAGCAGCAACUAAUAGGCACUCAGCGCUUUAGGAAGCUCCUUUCUAAAGAGCCCAACCCACCCAUCGAUGAAGUCAUUGCCACUCCAGGGGUGGUGGAGCGCUUUGUUGAGUUCCUGAAGAGGAGAGAAAACUGCACAUUGCAGUUUGAAGCUGCGUGGGUGCUGACCAACAUAGCAUCGGGAACAUCCCAUCAGACUCGGGUGGUGAUCCAGGCAGGAGCUGUGCCCAUUUUCAUAGAGAUGCUCAGCUCAGAUUUUGAAGACGUACAGGAACAGGCAGUGUGGGCCCUGGGAAACAUAGCAGGAGAUAGCACAGAAUGCAGAGACUUUGUCAUAGACUGCAACAUUCUGCCUUCCCUGGUGCAGUUAUUGGCCAAACAGAAUCGUCUAACGAUGAUGAGGAAUGCAGUGUGGGCGCUCUCAAACCUGUGCAGAGGAAAGAACCCACCUCCAGACUUCACUAAGGUGUCUCCGUGUCUCAGUGUGCUGUCUUGGCUGCUGUUUGUCAACGACACAGAUAUCCUGGCUGAUGCAUGCUGGGCGCUCUCCUACCUAUCUGACGGCCCCAAUGACAAAAUCCAGGCUGUUAUUGACUCAGGAGUCUGUCGCAGGCUGGUGGAGUUACUGAUGCACUCUGAUUAUAAGGUAGUAUCUCCUGCACUGCGAGCAGUUGGGAACAUAGUCACUGGAGAUGAUCUGCAGACACAGGUGAUUUUGAACUGCUCAGCGCUGCAGUCCCUUCUUCACCUCCUGAGCAGCCCCAAGGAGUCGAUCAAGAAGGAGGCCUGCUGGACGAUCUCCAACAUCACCGCAGGGAACAGAGCACAAAUACAGAUGGUGAUCGAGGCGGGCCUGCUGCCUCCUCUUAUCACUAUCCUGCAGGUUGCAGAGUUUCGCACAAGGAAGGAGGCAGCCUGGGCCAUUACCAAUGCCACCUCGGGGGGCUCUGCAGAGCAAAUUAGGCACCUUGUGGAUCUCGGCUGUAUAAAACCUCUGUGUGACCUGCUCACACUUAUGGACUCUAAAAUAGUUCAGGUGGCUCUUAAUGGCCUCGAGAAUAUUCUGCGACUGGGAGAACUGGAGGCCAAGAGGGGAGGAGGCAUCAACCCUUACUGUGCACUCAUUGAAGAGGCCUAUGGUCUGGACAAAUUGGAGUUCCUGCAGGGCCACGAGAACCAGGAAAUCUACCAGAAAGCAUUCGACCUGAUCGAGCGCUACUUCAACACUGAAGACGAGGACCCGUCUCUGGCUCCAGCCGUCGACCUGCAGCAGCAGCAGUUCCUCUUCCAGCAGUGCGAGGCCCCAAUGGAAGGCUUCCAGCUAUAAUGCUAAAUCCUUCUCUCCACCUUCAUCCUCUCCUCUGCUCAUUUCUCUCACUCUCUGCCCACUGCCACGAUCAAGGGUUACGAGAACCCUCGGCUCCCCUCCUCCUCCACCCCUUCUCAUCGUCAGAGAGAUUGAUUUAAUCAUUAUCAUGAUUAUGAAAAAUGUAACAUUACAGGAGCACGUGUGUGUGCGUACGUCCAACGUGGGUCAAGUUCUGCAGUCUUGUCAGCCAGUUUGUGAAGGUUUCACUCAUCAUUCUGUCUUGCGCUGAGCUCACCUUGGCGCCCAGAACCCCACCUACCUGCUCAGGCCCUGGCAUUUCCUACUAGCAGAUUGUCCCUGUAACACCACUACAGUCGUACUUUUUUGGAUUCCCUCAGCUCAUCCCAAAUGAAAAGCACUUCUCCGAUCCCCAUCUCUGAUUAAGUGGGAGUUUGUAGGACUGCACUGCUUGUCUGAUUGAAGCAUUAAUGACUCACAAGACAGACAAACAUGGACGUGAUUUUUACCCCUCUUCCUCACACACACAUAGAGAAGAAUGAUCUAACCUAAACACUGGACUGACCAUGAGACGUUGACCACGUUAGACUGUGGUCUUUGGACUGAACCGCCCACACUGGGGCCACGUAGCCAGUCCCACCCCAAGGACUCAACUGACCUCUUCUAAAGGCACUUAAACAACUCAAAAAUGGAGGUUGAAUUCCCUCACUUCCUCUCCAGCCAUUGGAUACGUUACCACAGAUGGACAAAUUAGAAACGUGACUGUGUUGCUGAGGGGUGGAGCUUGUCAGUGACAAACCAGGCUGCUUGCGUUCCCUCCUGGAUCUCAUAUCAUGCAUUCCUUUUAUCCAGUAACGGGACUUUCCACCUGCACAGGCUUCAUCCUGAAGAGUUUAGACUGCCUCUGGUGUGAUGUGAAUAACCCCAUGGAACCAUGGGAAUUGGAGUCUUCCCUCGCACUGAGACAAUUAGACAGACUUGGACGAGACAAAACAGACUAUUUAACCCUGGAAUCUGUCCUGCUGCAGACCAGUGGGGAGUUUUUAUUAUCUUACCAUAGUUUCAUUUCAUUUGCAGCACUUUAGUUCAGGACUGAUGCCUGCUCUUUGAGUAUAUACCGUAGUUUUUGCAUUAACUAUUUAAUUGGUUGACGACAUGGCUCUUUCCUCCUCAGGGAGCGAGGUGUAAAGAGGUGUGGUCUGAAUCUGCGGCUCCCUUCUGGUAUGACAAGGAUUACUUCAGUUUACCCUUCCUACAAAGGGACUCAAGGAGAUUGUGGACUGAAACUGUUAGCACACUAAUUACAAUCAGUAGAUCAUGCUGCCUCAGCAAAGCUAGAAGAACUGUAUUGUGACAAAGUAAAUCAGACUUUUUGGAAAUUGGCUGUUUAGCUGUGAGCAGUCUAAAUGUCUUUCCAACACAUGUUCAGGUAGGAUUUUCCAGUCAUGCCAAAUCAUCGACACAUAAAUCAGCUAUUGGGUCUAAAGUUGGUAUUUUUUAAAACAAUGUUUCUCAGUUGGGGUUAGCAUCUGUCAUGUUGCUAAUGGUGCCAUAAUCUUUAUUAUACAGGAAUCCUUCCAGAUAAUUUCAACAAAAAUCCAGAUUGAAAACUUGAAAAUACUGGUGAUCACCUUAGUUAGCAAAGCUGAAUGUUUGUUUACCAAGUCCUCUUAACAUUGCUUACUUUUAUCAAAAUCUCUGCAAGAGAUGACCAGCUCUACAUGUUAAUUACUGUUUGUUGUAUUGAGUUUGUGCAACUGUCCCCUGUUAUGCCAUUUGCAUAAAAGCUGUUUCAUGAA
Messenger RNA from Centropristis striata (black sea bass), 3695 nucleotides. RefSeq names its product karyopherin alpha 1 (importin alpha 5) (gene kpna1). Gene Ontology annotation, biological process: NLS-bearing protein import into nucleus; postsynapse to nucleus signaling pathway. NCBI's taxonomy places the organism in Eukaryota, Metazoa, Chordata, Actinopteri, Perciformes, Serranidae. The record is from RefSeq and is a predicted model, not a curated record. Gene Ontology annotation, cellular component: cytoplasm; nucleus; nucleoplasm. Gene Ontology annotation, molecular function: protein binding; nuclear import signal receptor activity. The coding region runs from base 187 to 1896 and encodes 569 amino acids. The transcript is spliced from 15 exons.